Molecule: messenger RNA, 729 nt
Organism: Hirsutella rhossiliensis
Lineage: Eukaryota; Fungi; Ascomycota; Sordariomycetes; Hypocreales; Ophiocordycipitaceae
Exons: 2
Coding region: 1-729 (242 amino acids)
Source: RefSeq, a predicted model, not a curated record
AUGAACGGCCGCGUCCACCCCUACGCCCUUGCCUGGGAGGUUAAGCAGCGCGACGGCCUAGAGUCUGAAACUGGCGACACCCUUAUCUACACCAUGCCCGCCCUCGUCGUCCGCGACCAGGGUUACCAGCCCAUCCUCCCUAGACUCUUCGCCUCUAUGGAUAACUUCCCUUGCAUCCCGCCUAUCGUUUCCUUCACCGGCUUCAUCCUUGGCCCGGGUCACUCCCUGCUACGACAAGACCUUCUGCCAGACCUAGACGCCGCCCAGCUAAAUUGCUGCGGCUUCGUCCAGCUCUCUACGUAUCUAGCUCCUGGCAUUCCCGACAAGAUCCCUUUCAGAGGCUUCCACCAAUUCGAGGUCUUCGUUAUCUUCCCCAUUCACGCUAACCCCUGGGCUAUACUAUGUAAGAAGAUGGCCGAGAGGAAGGACUCUUACUUUCAGCCCAGCAUCCCCUUUACCUGCACAGGCAAAGUUGCUGGCCUGCUCAGUCACCGCGUCAUGAUUCAUCCCCCAGGCUCCGACCGAGACUAUGUCUUUAUCGUCGUCCCGGAUUCUUGGACUUUUCUCGAUAAGGCCACCAGCACUGCGGCUGCCUCGUCCUCGGCUAUCUCGACACCACUAAAGGAAAACCGUCCUCCGCUUCGGCCGCUUUCCGGGAUAUACUCGCUGCCUCUUACUCCGUGGCAACACCUGGUACCCUCCCGCCAAGUCCUCCACCUUCGGCUUUAA